Messenger RNA from Haliotis rufescens (red abalone), 1079 nucleotides. RefSeq lists its product as uncharacterized. NCBI's taxonomy places the organism in Eukaryota, Metazoa, Mollusca, Gastropoda, Lepetellida, Haliotidae. The coding region runs from base 74 to 781 and encodes 235 amino acids. The record is from RefSeq and is a predicted model, not a curated record. Gene Ontology annotation, molecular function: chitin binding. Gene Ontology annotation, cellular component: extracellular region. The transcript has 3 exons.
CCACGUCCACGUCCACGUCCACGUCGCAAAUCGCAGUCCACGUCUACAUCACUACUCCGACACUUAAACAGGAAUGAUGUUUUCAUUCUUCAUCGUUAUUGUCCUGGUUUCAUUCAUAAUGGUUCAAGGGUCAUCUCCCGUCUGUCCUUCGACACCGGAAGUUAAACUCCUAGAAGACCCGGAUGAUUGCGCAGUAUUCCAUUUUUGUUUCUCUGGCCAGCGUUUGACGUUCAGCUGUGAAGAGAGAGUGUGGGAUCCGAUCACAAACUCCUGUGUCGAACAAGGGUCAACGAAAGAUAGAUGUAGGCAGCGUGUCCAUGGCUGUUUCAACAAGGUCGCUAAGAUUGCCAAGGGCGAUAACUGUGCCCAGUAUUACGACUGUUCCUUAAACGCAUCUAAUAUGGCAGACCGGAAGCGAGAGUGUCCAUAUCCGUUCCUGUUCGACGCUCAGAGCGCCACCUGUCGGGAUCACUCUGAAGUCAAGUGUGGGGAAAGAAAAGAGCCCAAAGAUCCAUGUGAUUAUGACGUCAAUAUGUGCCAGUCUGCAAUGUGCCUCCCAUGUAUCGAGCGCUUCCCAUCAUGCACUGGACUUCCGGAUGGUUUGAAUCCCUGGAUCGGCCGCGAGGGGUCACCCUACUACGUCGUGUGUCGGGUGGAGAGGGUGGUGUACUCCGGACAUUGUGGCUCUCUCUUGGGCCUCCAGAUGUUUGAUGCCACCAAAAAGAGCUGUGUUUUGAACUUUGCUCCCCUCUUAGACCACCAGGUCAAAGUUCAUCCGUAACAUCCGCAAGAUGGCGUUGUAUCGACAAUGGCUGUGAGGAAGACGUCGUAUUUUGACGGGGACCUGAAGGAUGAAUCCAUCAUAUCAGUUCAAGUUGUCGACACUGAUUUAUUUAUACAUACAAUUCAUUCUCAUUGUUUGUAUUUAAUACCACCCAGUAUGUAAAUACUCUUCACGUAUUUAUUCAUUGUCUUUGUUCUGCUAUUGUGUUUGACGUUUGACAAGUAAGUUCUUGUACAUGCGUUCCUGUGAAGGUUUGUCAAACUUGAAAUAAAUAACACUUCUAUAUUUAAAAAUA